AUGGGAAGUCGUUUUCACCAACCGGUCACGACAGACCAUCAGCAUCUCGCCGGCGGUACCCACCUGGGUAUGAGGAGAGACAUAGAUAAUAAUCCUUACAGUUCAUCAUUUGAUGAAGAUACUGAUGAAGAAAUAUUUGAUAAGCCUCUUCAUCCAUAUGAUGCUUUCCCUGGUGAUCCGCCUGUGCAGCUGCAGCUGCGCCCCGCACUAGUAGCAGAGGAAGCCGGCCCCAGGGUAUACUACGCCUCACCGUUGGGGGGCAACAGUAAUAGGAAUAACUUCAGUGCGGCCUCUUCUCUUCAUGUAGGAACUCGCGAAGCAUCUCACCAAACGAGUUCCAGCUUGAAUAGACUCACUGAUAUACAGACGCGUGGAAGAGGAGCCGCCGUCAUGGUUGGAGGGGCGGGGGGGGAGAGGAGAGCUGCUGAUGACGAUAGUAAUAAAGAUCCUGGUAAAUCUUGCCUUGACGAAGAAGUUCAUCGUGAUGAAGAUGUUUGUUCUUCUCCAGAAAGGGAAACACAAGAUCCAGCGACUCCACCUUUCAUUACUGUAGAUAUGGGAGGGGGGGGUGGAGGAGGGGGAGAGAAGAAACCCCAUAAACUAGUAGAACAACAGCAGCAGCUCCUUCAACCUAGAGAUUUUGUAGAAAACACACAAUUCGAAUAUAAUACAAUAAAUAAAAAUAAAUCAACAAAAAUAUAUAAUGAACAUAAUCAAACAGAAACUGCACAAAUUGCAGAAGAAGCUUUUUCAAAGGUGAAAUUCUGGAGAGAAAUUUUUUCUGCAUUGACAGGAAUGCACGGGGUGUACGUACUGGCGAACUUUGCAUUCGACAAUCCUGCCGGUGGAAUAUGUUCACUUUUUUGUUUCUUGUGUUCUGCAUUUGCACAAGUUGAUCGCAGAGCUCCUUCAUAUUUUUUAACAGCUUUGCUUUCUUUUUGUUUCGGAGUUGUUGUUACGGUUUCCCUAGGAACACCUGUUCGUGGUUUCGAAGCUUUUUCUACUAACCUGCUAUUGCGGCGUAUUUGCAUCACACAAGCUUGCCUGCUUCUUCUUGCAACUCCUGUCGCCAUAUUCCUCGCUCUUCGCAUCAUUGAACUCCACAGCUUUCUCCGUGAGCCUGGCGUCUUAAUUCCUAUAGAUUGCACAGAAGAAACGACGGAACACGAAUGCAAAGAUGAACAAGAUGAAGAAGCAUCAGAAGAAGGCUCAGAACAACAUCUAGACAAUGAUCAGCAUUUCUCCAAAGGUAUCAUCAAUGCUUGUGAAAGCCAAGAAGAUGAAGAACAUACAAAUACAGAACGCUGCCCUUCAGUAUGUGAGGGUAACGAAGCAACCACCACAUAA
Molecule: messenger RNA, 1347 nt
Organism: Eimeria mitis
Lineage: Eukaryota; Apicomplexa; Conoidasida; Eucoccidiorida; Eimeriidae
Exons: 1
Coding region: 1-1347 (448 amino acids)
Source: RefSeq, a predicted model, not a curated record